AUGUCUCAUUCAGUUAACUCUGGUCAGCUUGCUUCAGUCUUGACUUGUCGACAACAUAUAUCUAGGUUUAUGAGGGAAUGGGAGAUGGAUCCUCAUCUUCGACCUUAUAUUAUUCGAUCUAGAUUUUAUGGUGUAUACCGUAUUGGACACAUUACACUAGAUUGGGGAUUGAUCACUAGUUUAGUUGAGAAAUGGCGUCUUGAGACAUACACAUUUCACUUACCUGUUGGGAAGAUGACCAUUACUUUACAGGAUGUUGUUGUCAUAUUAGGACUUCGUAUUCAUGUGCUUCCCAUCACUGGCACAUAUGACAUAGAUUGGUCACUGCUAUGUUAUGAACUUUUAGGGGUGACUCCCCCUACAUCUGAGAUUAAAGGAUCGACGAUAUCAACACGAUGGUUGUCACCAGUUCUCUCAUCCACUAGUUGA
Molecule: messenger RNA, 429 nt
Organism: Vitis vinifera (wine grape)
Lineage: Eukaryota; Viridiplantae; Streptophyta; Magnoliopsida; Vitales; Vitaceae
Product: serine/threonine-protein phosphatase 7 long form homolog
Exons: 2
Coding region: 1-429 (142 amino acids)
Biological process (GO): meristem development; meristem maintenance
Source: RefSeq, a predicted model, not a curated record